ACUCAUCUAUUUCAUUUUUAAUUUCAGAAUAUUGGAUUAUAAUAUGAAUGAAUGAACGAACGAAUGAAUGUGGACGGAGGAGUUGGCUGGCUUAGCGUUGAACACUGCUCCAUGCUGUUAAAGCCUUCGCUGCUCUCAGACCAAUCCAACUUCAGAUUUUCCCGUGAAACUCGCAUUUUCCGGGCAAGAAACUCCGCGAAUUCAUACAUGGCGCCUCCAAUCCUCUCCCUUGCUCUUCCCUCCGACACCGGUCGAGUUCUCAGCAUUCAAUCUCACACCGUUCAGGGGUAUGUUGGCAAUAAAUCGGCUGUCUUCCCUCUGCAAUUACUGGGCUACGAUGUGGAUCCAAUUAACUCCGUGCAGUUUUCGAAUCAUACAGGAUAUCCGACGUUUAAGGGGCAGGUCUUGAAUGGACAGCAACUCUGGGAACUAAUAGAAGGCCUUGAAGGAAAUGAAUUAUUGUUCUAUACUCACUUGUUAACAGGCUAUAUUGGUUCAGAGUCUUUUCUAAACACUGUAUUGCAAGUCGUCAACAAACUUCGGUCAAUAAACCCAGAGCUUAUCUAUGUGUGUGAUCCAGUGAUGGGUGAUGAAGGAAAGCUUUAUGUUCCUCAAGAGCUAGUAUCAGUCUAUCGUGAGAAGGUUGUUCCUGUGGCUUCAAUGUUGACUCCCAACCAGUUUGAGGCAGAACUACUGACAGGUUUCAGGAUUCAGUCUGAAGGACAAGGUCGGGAGGCCUGUAGGCUUCUCCAUGCGGCUGGGCCUUCAAAGGUUAUAAUUACAAGUAUAAAUAUUGACGGGAACCUUCUUCUCAUUGGCAGUCAUCAAAAAGAAAAGGGAGAGCCUCCCAGACAAUUUAAGAUCGUGAUUCCAAAAAUACCAGCUUAUUUUACGGGAACAGGAGAUCUGAUGACUGCACUUCUUCUUGGUUGGAGCAAUAAAUACAGAGACAACCUUGAGAUUGCUGCAGAACUUGCAGUGUCAAGCUUGCAGGCACUUUUACACAGGACGCUCAGUGACUACAAAAACGCUGGACAUGAUUCCCAGUCAACCAGUUUAGAGAUCAGAUUAAUUCAAAGCCAGGAUGAUAUUCGCAACCCACAAGUCAACUUUAAAGCAGAAAUAUACAGCUAAAGUGGCGAUUUAAUUGGAACAUGUAUGUAUUAAUGUGUAUUAUUAUUAAAGAAUGAAAAGAAUUAUGAUAAAUUGAGAAGGAAAGUUUAUUUAUUUGUUUUUUAUUGUUCAAAUUUUGAAAUGGGAAAGUUUUAAAAUCGAAUGAUUACCAAUAUGAUGAUGAGAAAGUAAAAGAAA
Messenger RNA from Vigna angularis (adzuki bean), 1311 nucleotides. Its product is annotated as pyridoxal kinase. Gene Ontology annotation, biological process: pyridoxal 5'-phosphate salvage. Gene Ontology annotation, molecular function: pyridoxal kinase activity. The record is from RefSeq and is a predicted model, not a curated record. Gene Ontology annotation, cellular component: cytosol. NCBI's taxonomy places the organism in Eukaryota, Viridiplantae, Streptophyta, Magnoliopsida, Fabales, Fabaceae. The transcript is spliced from 13 exons. Bases 52 to 1134 code for a protein of 360 amino acids.